AUGGCAAUCUCCAAAACCGACCCCAUCGUGAUCAUCGGCGCCGGCGUAUUCGGACUGUCGACGGCCCUCCAACUCGCGACAGAAGGCUACACAGACAUCUCAGUAUUCGAGCGCGACGACCAAGUACCCGGCCGAUUCUCCGCCGGGUACGACAUCAACAAGAUCGUGCGCGCGGAGUACGAAGACCCGUGGUACACGGAGCUGACUCUUAAAGCAAUCGCAGGCUGGAAAACCCCACUCUACGCACCGCACUACCACCAAACAGGCUUCCUGCACUGCGUCUCAGGCACGGGCCCGCAACAAGCAACCGACACCCUGAACCGGUUCCACGCAACAAUCAAACACCACCCAGAAUACGCACACAAGCUCAUCUCCAUCACCUCCUCCACCCAAAUCCCCCGCGACAUCGCCUGGCAACUCAACGGGCCCCUACCAGGCUGGAAGGGCUACUUCAACCCGCUGGCCGGCUACGCACAUUCCGCCAACGCGUUGCGCGCCGUCUACGAAGCCGCCGCAGCGGUAGGCGUGAAGUUCUUCCUGGGGCCGGAGCGGGGCGCCAUCCGCGAGCUGCUGCGCGGCGGCGUGGCCACGAGUCCCGGCAAGGUGACGGGCGUGCGCACGUACUCCGGGCAGGUGCACUCGUGCAAGUUGGUGGUUGUAGCCGUCGGCGCGGCGGCGGGCACGCUUCUUCCUGAGCUCGGCACCCAGGUCGUCGCUAAGAGCUGGUCCAUCGGCCAUGUGCGUCUGUCUGACGACGAGACCAGCGCCCUCCGCGGGAUCCCCGUUACCUAUGCGCGCGAUCUCGGGUUCCUGUUCGAGCCGGACCCGAAGACGAACCUCCUGAAGAUUUGUCCGAUGGGCGGCGGGUAUAUCAAUACUGAUCCCGGAACUGGUGUGUCAUUGCCUCCGGCGACGCUGAGGGAGAGUGACGGGGUGCUUCCGAAGGAGGAUGAGGAGCGCAUGCGGAAGUUGUUGAGGCAGGCGCUGCCCGCGUUGGCGGAUCGGCCGUUUGUUCAGAAGAAGCUGUGUUGGUUUGCUGAUACGGCGGAUUCGGAUUUUAUUGUGGAUUUUGUGCCUGGUUCCGCGGGGAGUGUUGCGCUGUUGUCCGGUGACUCGGGCCAUUUGUUUAAGAUGUUGCCUAUUGUGGGCGAGUGGGUGGCUAGGUUGGUGAAGGAAGGUCGCCAGGCUGAGUCCCGCUGGAGGUGGAAGGCUGCUGACUCCAAGGAGAAUGAGAAGGGUAAGAAGUGGGCGGGUGGUGAUGUUAGCUGGCGCUUGGGCGCUACGCGCGAGUUCGCGGAGAUCAAGCCGGGGCCUGGGGCGAGGUUGUGAGAUGGUCUUUAGUUUUGAACUGG
Molecule: messenger RNA, 1352 nt
Organism: Aspergillus homomorphus CBS 101889
Lineage: Eukaryota; Fungi; Ascomycota; Eurotiomycetes; Eurotiales; Aspergillaceae
Product: NAD(P)/FAD-dependent oxidoreductase
Exons: 2
Coding region: 1-1329 (442 amino acids)
Molecular function (GO): sarcosine oxidase activity; saccharopine oxidase activity; flavin adenine dinucleotide binding
Source: RefSeq, a predicted model, not a curated record